AUGUCUUCGUCACGUUCCGGCCGUUCAGGAGGUUCAUCCAGCCACCGCAGCUCCAAGAGUAGCAAGAAGCCAAGGGCGGUCCAACGCUCCGUCCAGCAGCUCAUCGAGUCGCUCGAAACCCACCGGGUAAACACCCUCACAGAGCUCUGCCGGAUCGAGCGCGUGGCCGCGACCUGUGAGAACGAAGAGGACGCCGUCGCCUUCCAGGGCCCCAUGACGGCGGCCUGGGACUACUAUGUCAACAGCAACCAGCUCCUGAGCGAGCUGCGCGGGAUGACGCGCAGCUACCCGAUCUGCAGCGACAUCCUCUACGACGCCCACGUCCGCGUGCGCAGCGACCCGAACUCGAACAAGAGCUGGAACCUGGCGUGGCUCUGCUUGACCAAGAUCCAGGAAGAUGGCCUAGUUGACGGAUACGCCGGCGUCGAGGCCGUGAAGCCUGAGAUGUGGGGAGGCCGCGAGCCUUCGGCGGAGGAGGCGGAACAGCUCAAGGCGUGCUUCGUGUACGAAUGGAACAAGGCCUUGAGUGCCAUGCUCAGGCACUGGGCCGUCGAUCCGGUCUGGUACUAG
This is a messenger RNA of Colletotrichum chrysophilum, 570 nucleotides long. RefSeq lists its product as uncharacterized. NCBI's taxonomy places the organism in Eukaryota, Fungi, Ascomycota, Sordariomycetes, Glomerellales, Glomerellaceae. The transcript is spliced from 3 exons. The record is from RefSeq and is a predicted model, not a curated record. Bases 1 to 570 code for a protein of 189 amino acids.